CGGGCCUGUCUGUUAAAACAGUGUACAGUCCAAGAUUUCUUGCACAUUUUUGUUUCAGGACAACUGUAUAUACACGCUUGUCUGACUUUCUGAACUAGCUGAUAUUCCUGUUUCUUCAACUGGCUACUGCUUCCUGGGCUCAAUAAAAGAAGGGAGAGAUGAAUUUGCUACGCAUGUUCCUCCUUGCAUGGGCCUAUGUUUCCAUGGCAACCGCGGAAAUGUGCACUGAUGACGUAUGCGAGUUUACUCUAGUGGUUCGGCAGGCAAGGACCAUGACAUACACCGGAAGUGACGGCAAGGUCAACGGGAUUGAGAUUCUGAAAAACGGAAGUCUGCAAGACAAAUACUCACUUUCUCAGGGCGACAUGGACGGACCCAUAGUUCCUGUGGAAGAGACCAUCACAGCUGAUGGAGUGCAGCGAAACGUAAUCCUCGUCAACGACCAGUUCCCCGGUCCAACACUGGAGGUCAUGGAAGGAGCGCAGGUAGUUUUAACCGUCGUCAACAAGCUGUACAGAGAAGCCACCUCACUCCACUUCCAUGGCAUGUACAUGCGCGGUGUGCCAUAUAUGGACGGGGUGCCUUACGUCACACAAUGUCCCAUCCUACCCAUGCACAGCUUCACCUACAGGUUUAAGGCGGAGCCUGCUGGGACCCACUGGUACCACAGUCAUACUGGCUCACAGAAAGAGGAUGGUCUGUAUGGCGCAUUCAUAGUGCACAAGAACGGCAUACCGACGACUCCGUCCCUACCGAUGUUCCUGCAAGAUUGGUGGCACGAUGACUUCAAUACUAUUGACGUGGACAGCGCGUUUAUGGAGCACAGGGGUCCCGGGCGCUUCUAUAUCCCCUGGCAAAAUCGCGGCUUCAGCUUUGACGGUACCGAACUGACGGCUCUCAACUUCAAAUCGGCCCUCAUCAACGGCCGUGGUCGGUACAACAACAACUCCGCGCCGCUAACAAGGUUUGAAAUAUCAUCGGGAGAAACCUUACGGUUCCGCCUCAUCAACGCAGGCGCAGAGUACACCUUCCGCGUGUCCAUCGACGCGCACAGCAUGACGGUCGUGGCAAAUGACGGACAUGACGUCGAGCCGGUCCAGGUUCAGUCCAUCCUCGUCUUUCCAGGAGAGUCUUACGACUUUGAAGUAGUCGGCGAUCCGUCUAAUAGUGGUACCUACUGGAUCCGUGCCCAGACGCUGUGGGCGGGAAAAGGGCCCGAUGUCGAGCCAGAGGACCGACUACAAGAAGUGAGAGCCAUCCUGGCAUACGACAACGACCCUACCGAUGAAGACCCGAACUCAGCCAUGCAAACCUGUACCGAAAACAGCCCGUGUCGAGUUCUGAACUGCCCUUUCCCGGCGUUCCCUGCAGGCAGUAAUACGGAAUGUAUCUACGUCUCAGACCUGAACAGCACCGAGGAUUACUCAAUGCCGGACGAGUCAGAAAAUGAGGAAUACUUCUUCAACUUUGGAUACCAGAUUGGCUCCUCAGUAAACGGUCGAAAAUUUGCCACCCCGAAACAGCCACUGAUUUUCAAAGCACCGUAUGACAUUACCCCCUGCGAAGCCACCUGUGAGACGGACGGGUGUACGUGUACCUACACGGCAGAGAUUCCACUCGGGAAGACCAUCAGGUUUGUGUUGAUGAACCUCGGAUUCGGAAGUGGAGGGCAUCACGUCAUUCAUCUCCAUGGUUACGACUUCAGGGUUCUGGCCAUGGGAUUUCCAGAGUACAACGAAACAACGGGUCGUUGGAUCUCUGAGAACGCUGACAUUAACUGUGGGAACGACAACAAAUGCGGCAUGCCUUCAUCAUGGAACGUGGCAAGGCCGAACUUGAACUACAACAGACCUCCCACCAGGGACACAGUCGUCAUUCCCUCUCGUGGAUACACCGUGAUAGAGUUCAGGAGCAACAACCCAGGCUUCUGGCUCUUCCACUGUCACCAAACAACUCACAUGAACGAGGGGAUGUCCAUGAUCAUCGCGGAGGCCCUGGACAAGCUGCCCGCCCUGCCGUACGGCUUCCCGACCUGUGGAGACUUUACUGGGACCGAGAAACCGCCGGGGGGAGGCAGCGGUGAAGCAACAACAGAUGCCUCAAAAGGACAGUCGUCGGUGACUCUGGUGGAAUUGGAGCAAAUCCAGCUGAUCAUCAUCAUCGUCGUGUCGGCAGCCCUGUCCGCUACCAUAGCCGUUUUGGCAGUCGUCGUCUACAAUGGACGUGUAAAUAAGAGCAAGAAGGAGAAGCUAGAAACGCCACCGGCAGCUCCAAAAAGUCUGGAAGAUACAGUAAUAAUGGAAGACUAGUGGGAUUUGCCAUUGCAAUUGCAGGAAGAUGCUGUCGAAGACGCUGUUUGAGCAAAGGAAGGGGGAGGGGGGCACAGAAGACACAAUCGAAAUGCCUCCGUACUUUUUCUCAAGUUGAUAAGUAUCAUAACAUUCAAAAACUAAAUGUUGUAGUAUUUCCUGCAAAACGACCUUUCUGAGUUAUAGUACGGCUUUUUGUACUCUUUGUCUCUCUUAAGUAAAAAAGUAUUGUUGUAACGUUUUAUUCUAUCGCGUUGAUGUGAUUCGUUCAUCUAUAGUUUAACUCAACUGAUAUCAAGUAAGUUUAAUAUAAGUGUAUAUUGGCGAUGUCAUCUAUCCAAGACUAGUUCUUAGCAAAUUUAUAUUAAUUAGAUCUUACUUACGUCAUCUUCGCCAGGUAGGUCCUAGGGUCUACCAUCUUUUGAUAAGGAGAUCAUUUUGCUAUUAUUUGUUGGAAUGUUCACAAGUUUUACAUUUUCAAAGGUAUCUUAUCAUAACGUUACUAUGAACUAAAUUUAAGUGUAAACAUUGAUACAGCUAGCGGCUUUAAUGUAGUUAAGAUAUUUAGUAACGUUAAGGUGGUAUCUCACUGCACUUGCGUCACGCUUGCGUCACUGCGGGGUUUGAAAGAUACUCAACGAAUUUCAGAGUUAAAGAACGAAUUUUCUUAUUUUUAUGCGUAUUUUGUCGUCUUCUAAGUCAUACUUUUACCCAUUACGAAAUAUAUAAAUUAUAUCAAAUCGGAGAACGUGAAUAACAAACAGUGACGCAUUGAACGAACCCCGCAGUUACCCAAGCUUGACGCAAGUGCAGUGAGAUGCCGCCUUUGCAUUGUAUUUCAGUUGUCUAUCAUUUAAUUGAGUAAGAAGACUGCGGAUAACCAUAUUUCAGAAUUCAUACGUCAUAAAUGGACACUUUUUUUGCGUUGGGACGUUCCCGAAACACAUUGUACCUGAAUAGAUAGACGGCUGAUUGAGAGAGCAAACUGAGUGUGUAGAGAUUGACAAGAUAGUAAAUAAUAUGGUUAUUGCCCAGAUAGGAAAAUAUUGGUAAUUUGUAUGCAUUAUGAGAAAUAGUAUUACGUUUUUACAAUACGAUAAAUAUUACACGACUUCAAACAACCCCUCUGUAAUUAGAAAGGAUUAGAAGUCUGCUAUCACAUCUGAGUCACAUUUUCAUGUUUUGAAUUAAAAAAAAGUAAUUACGAA
Messenger RNA from Branchiostoma floridae (Florida lancelet), 3517 nucleotides. Its product is annotated as L-ascorbate oxidase-like. The record is from RefSeq and is a predicted model, not a curated record. Gene Ontology annotation, molecular function: copper ion binding; oxidoreductase activity. Gene Ontology annotation, biological process: iron ion transport. Gene Ontology annotation, cellular component: plasma membrane. The coding region runs from base 159 to 2309 and encodes 716 amino acids. NCBI's taxonomy places the organism in Eukaryota, Metazoa, Chordata, Leptocardii, Amphioxiformes, Branchiostomatidae. The transcript is spliced from 10 exons.